This is a messenger RNA of Epinephelus lanceolatus (giant grouper), 1870 nucleotides long. RefSeq names its product shisa family member 3 (gene shisa3). NCBI's taxonomy places the organism in Eukaryota, Metazoa, Chordata, Actinopteri, Perciformes, Serranidae. The record is from RefSeq and is a predicted model, not a curated record.
UCUGCACCGACAUCAACAAACGAGCAGAGGAGCGGAUAGAGCGAGACCCGGAGCAGACUGUCUGACAUGUUUGGAUGAGAGGAAAGUUCAGAGAAGAUGUUUUAACACGUGACUUAAAAAAGAGAAGAUUCAAUUAAGGAUUUUCUCACGUUUCAAUUUGGGAACUUUUGGCUGAAAGCGGUGGAUGUUGGGAAGAUGACGGUGACAUAACUUUACAUCUCCGGAUCGCUGCGUUUCUCUUCAAGUAAAUCAAUCUCAAUGAAGAGUCUGUAACCGGGGACCGACACUCCGGGAACUGAAGCCCACCGGACGCGGGGAACCGUGACCCCCCCAGCGGCUUGCCGGGAUGGUGCGCCUGCUGAGCUGCCUGCUGCUGGGAUAUCUGACCUGGAAUCUGCGGAUAUCGGACGCGCAGGGAGAGUACUGCCACGGCUGGCUGGACGCUAAUGGGAAUUAUCAUGAUGGCUUCCAGUGUCCGGAGGACUUUGACACCAUGGACGCCACCGUGUGCUGCGGCUCCUGUGCGCUGCGCUACUGCUGCGCGGCCGCGGACGCACGGCUGGACCAGGGCAGCUGCACCAACGACAGGGAGGUGGACAACACUGAGUAUGCCGCGCAACCUGUCUAUGUGCCCUUCCUAAUGGUAGGAAGCAUCUUCGUCGCCUUUGUCGUGGUCGGCUCUCUGGUGGCCGUCUACUGCUGCACCUGCCUGCGACCCAAGCAGCCGACCCAGCAGCCCAUUCGCUUCUCCCUGCGCAGCUGCCAGGGCGAAACCAUCCCCAUGAUCCUCACCUCCGCUCCCCCAAGCCUCCGCGCCCCAUCACGACAGUCCAGCACGGCCACCACCAGCUCUAGCUCGGCUGGAGGCGGCAGCUCCAUGCGGAGGUUUUCUCUCGGAGGUCAGGGGCAGCAGCAGCAGCAGCACGGCUGCCUGGUGUCUGCCACCGUCUCCUCAUCAGCCUCCACCCCCACCCAGACCCCUCAGACUCUGCCUCCACCUCCCCCUCCCCCUUACACAUCCCCACCCAUGUCAGGAGGCAUGCAGCACCCACUACCCUCCACCCACACCCAGCUACAGCUCCACCAGCCCUCUCACCCCUCUCAGACCACCGGGUUCCUCCUGCCACAGCAGUACUUCUUCCCCCUGCAGCCCGAUGCCUUCUCAGCAGCCAAGAGCUUCGCUGACUUCGGACAGAGCUGACAGGGCUCACAGCAGGGGAAAUAGAGGGAUUACAUGAUUUCUAGAUGGUUGGAUGUGAGUUGGCGAGGACGAACACACACUGCAACACAGCUGGUGGUGUUUGGGUGGAAGGCCCAGAGCUGGCUGAGCGGACACAGAGAGCGCGACAGGAGGACGAGGGAUAAAGUGUGACAAAGCUGUGUGGCCUGAGGCACUUCCCCCUUCUGCAUCACAGGACACAUCAGAGUUCAACAGACCUGUUAGAGGCAGCAACAGUUGUGAAACGUGCACUUUUAUCUAAUGUUUUAAACAGACCUCACUGGACUUACAUUUGGUUUUUCAUACAGGCUGUUUGUCAAGAUGGCAGCUCACGAAACAGACUAAAAUCUUGAACAGUUUAUCACAAAUUUUCCUCAGAAAACUGAAACACUGCACAGGCAGACAGCACCAGCACUGUCACUCUGACACUCAUUGUUACAUUGUUAGAAAUAGAUGUUGGAAACCAGGGAGAUAUUGUGUUUUUUGACAAUCGCAAGGACCUCUGACGGAGGAGAGGACCUGAUACACAAAGGACAUUUCAUUUUGGAGGAAAUGUGGACUUUUAUAAAAUGUUGUACAGACGUUAUACCCAGAGCAGGGUUGUCAUAUUGAUUCCCUAAUUUACAGCAAAUAAAAUGUUGUCUCUCAGAA